AUUGUUCGGCACUUCACAAAUUUAGGUCUUUUUUCCGUCUAUUCGUCCAGGAUCAGAUCUUUGAGACAAGCUCAAAAUGAGUAAGCUUCAGAGUGAGGCCGUUAGAGAAGCCAUUACUGUUAUCAGAGCGAAAUCCGAUGAAAAGAAACGCAACUUUGUGGAGACUCUUGAGCUCCAGAUCGGUCUGAAGAAUUAUGACCCACAAAAGGACAAGCGUUUCAGUGGAUCUGUCAAGUUGCCACACAUACCCCGUCCUAAGAUGAAGAUCUGCAUGCUCGGAGAUGCCCAGCAUGUCGAGGAGGCUGACAAAAUGGGGCUAGACUAUAUGGAUGUGGAGUCUCUAAAAAAGCUUAACAAAAACAAGAAGCUCGUCAAAAAGCUUGCGAAGAAAUACCAUGCUUUCUUGGCCUCUGAAUCUGUUAUUAAGCAGAUUCCUCGUCUUCUUGGUCCUGGUCUCAACAAAGCAGGAAAGUUCCCAACGCUUGUGAGCCACCAAGAAUCGUUAGAGUCCAAGGUAAAUGAAACAAAGGCCACAGUCAAAUUUCAGCUGAAGAAGGUUCUCUGCAUGGGAGUUGCAGUUGGUAACCUUUCCAUGGAAGAGAAGCAGAUCUUUCAGAACGUCCAGAUGAGUGUUAACUUCCUCGUCUCUCUAUUGAAGAAGAACUGGCAAAAUGUGAGGUGUUUGUACCUGAAGAGCACCAUGGGACCACCACAAAGAAUCUUCUGAGCUCUCGGAGCUGCUUUAAUGGUGGCUAUAAGCCCUUUGUUUUUGUUUCAGACAUCUUUGAAAGAGUGUAAGAAUUGUGUUGCUCUUCUUUAGAUUUUGUUUGAAUGAUUAAAAGAAACUGCAGUGAUUUUGGUUAGUGGAUUUUGUAGCUUAUGUGAUCUUGAAUUA
Molecule: messenger RNA, 895 nt
Organism: Eutrema salsugineum
Lineage: Eukaryota; Viridiplantae; Streptophyta; Magnoliopsida; Brassicales; Brassicaceae
Product: 60S ribosomal protein L10a-1
Exons: 6
Coding region: 77-727 (216 amino acids)
Biological process (GO): translation
Cellular component (GO): large ribosomal subunit
Molecular function (GO): RNA binding; structural constituent of ribosome
Source: RefSeq, a predicted model, not a curated record